Molecule: messenger RNA, 1144 nt
Organism: Mercurialis annua (annual mercury)
Lineage: Eukaryota; Viridiplantae; Streptophyta; Magnoliopsida; Malpighiales; Euphorbiaceae
Exons: 7
Coding region: 1-1080 (359 amino acids)
Molecular function (GO): DNA binding
Source: RefSeq, a predicted model, not a curated record
AUGGGUUCUAAUGUUAUAGACACCUUUGUUUCUAUGUAUUCUUUUGAGAAAGACAUUGAUAUCUCAUCCGAAGAAUUCAAUCGACGCGUGGCUGAUGUCUCAAAUGUGAAAUAUUCCUGUGCUGUUGAUGGGAUACGAUUGGGGUUGCACAAUGCUGUUAGAGUUUCGGUGCUAUUGCUAUUGAUAGUGGGAAAGCUGAUGAUGCUGGAAGUGUUUUCUAGGGUGUUCAUUCGGCGUAACAUUGAGGGAGGAAAUGCUGUUGCAUUAAUUUGUGUUUUCCCUUGUUCAUACGUUCAUGAAUUUAGGUUUAGUAUUAUGGCAUUAAGUGUAUUACUCAGGCCAUGCUUGGUUCAUGGAAUAACAACAAGAACAUCAUCUUCCCCACCAACUUUUGAUAUUCUUCAUUUCAUGGCUGCUCAAAUGAGAUCCGAUGAAGGUCCUCCACCAAGUUUCUUCAAAGUAAUUCUUCAAAGAACUCUACAAGACAAGAAACUGAUGAUUCCGAUUGCGAACUGGCUGGAAUUUGUGCCAGACUUUUCAAUUCAGAGUGAAUCUUUGCUGACAUUCAGACUUGAAGCACUUUAUACUUUCGAAGUGAGCAUAUAUCUUCCUUCUGGCUGCGAGAUGUGCUAUCCUAUCAUGUCAACUACGCCUGCACGCAAAACCAAUCCCGAGAAAGGAGAGUGCAGUAAGACUUCACUAGGAAGUCGCCAAGCGACGCAAGCUUGGAGAAACUUCAAGACAGAAAUGCCCUGUUUCAACAUUCUGAUGCAGCCAUACCAUUUCAAGCACAGUAUCGUUCAUUUGCCAACUAAAUUCAGCACAAUUCUGAUGCAAGCUCCUGAAUUCAUCAACCUUCAAACUUCCGAAGGACGAAAAUGGAGUGUUCGACUGCGCAAACAAGUUUCUGAAGGGAAAUAUAAUCGUUUCAGAUUAGGGAAUGGAUGGGGCGACUUCCGAGAUGAGAACAAUUUGAAUAUCGGAGAUGUUUGUGCUAUUGAGAUUAUCAACGAUAAUCUCUGGAAAGUUACCAUCUUCCGUGCUGACAAACAAUCUCCAUUUCUUGUGAUGUUUAAUUAGAAUUGCUUGAUGAAAACUUUAUUAUGAUAUUAUGCAAUUUAAUGAUAAGUACUAUUAGUAUUCA